AUGGUGGUGCAACAGGAAGACGUGGCGGCGGCGGCGACGGCGACGGCGACGCAGCACCCUUACUACCCGCGCACGGCGUCGAUCCCGGGCUUCGUGGCCAACCAGUGGCCGAUGGCCCAGCUCAUGGCGGUCUUUGUGUGCGCGGCCGGAGCCAUUGUCGUCGCCGCAUACCGCGUGGCGGCAGUCCGCUGCUCUCGGCGAUACUACAUCCUGAACCGGACGAGCAUUGCCGGGCAGCAGACGGUUCUGGCGCAGCUGUGGAAGGAGUAUGCGCUGAGCGACUCGCGGUACCUGACGUCGGACGUUUUCACUGUCUGCGUCGAGACGAUUACCCUCGUCUGGGGCCCGCUCUGCUGGCUGACCGUCGGGGCGGUGCUCGGCCGCUCACCCGCCCGCCACGGCCUCCAGCUCGUCGUCUGCACGGCGCACCUGCACAGCGUCGCCCUCUACUACGCCACCAACUGGGCCGAGCACCGCGCCACCGGCCGCUGCUACAGCCGGCCCGAGUUCCUCUACUACUGGGUCUACUACGUCGGCUUCAACAUGCCCUGGGUCGUGGUCCCCUCUGUCUUGUUCUGCGAUAGCUUUGCGCAUAUGAGCCGCGCGUUCGCUGCCCUGGACGGGACGAAGCCUCGAAGCAAAGUGCAGUGA
This is a messenger RNA of Hirsutella rhossiliensis, 651 nucleotides long. RefSeq names its product emopamil binding protein. Gene Ontology annotation, molecular function: steroid Delta-isomerase activity; C-8 sterol isomerase activity; cholestenol delta-isomerase activity. The record is from RefSeq and is a predicted model, not a curated record. Gene Ontology annotation, cellular component: membrane; endoplasmic reticulum. The transcript is spliced from 4 exons. NCBI's taxonomy places the organism in Eukaryota, Fungi, Ascomycota, Sordariomycetes, Hypocreales, Ophiocordycipitaceae. The coding region runs from base 1 to 651 and encodes 216 amino acids. Gene Ontology annotation, biological process: sterol biosynthetic process.